GGUGCUCGGCGGCCGCCGACGCGGAAGUAGGCGCGGAGCGGCCGCUGCUUCUGGCCGGCUCGCCGCUCCGUCCUCCAGCGCUGUGUCGGCGAUGAGCCUGCCGUGCGCACCCACCUGCAGCCGUUGCAACCGGCAAGGUGCGCGCUGAGCGGGGGCCUCUUCCUCAGCGAACCCAGCAUGAGCGGCGAGCGGCGGGCGGGCGGCGGCGCGCUGCCUGCCCCACACGGCCCCGGCAAGCGGUGUUGGGGUCGACGGAGGGUAGCAGAAAGCCAGGAUAAUUUUCAAGGGUGGAUGACAGAACCAACCGGCGUUCCUGUGGGUGCAGAACAAACACUGGAGAGAGUGAGUGUUGUCACACAGCUGAUGAAGCUUGAAAAGGAAGUGAGUGUUCCUGUUCCUUCUAAUGAGCUUGAUUCAACAAAAGCAGCUGCUUACCAUGAAGAGCAAUCUCCAUCGGAGUUAAGAAAGGACUAUGUAUACAGAAGUACCGAGAGACCUGAGAAGACAGAAAAUAUUAAAUCCCUUGUGACAGAUCACGAUGAAUUUAGAAACUGUGAACUAUAUCUACCUAUGUCUAGUACUUGCUUGGCAGCAGAGUCAUCUGAGGACAGUGAGGAGGAUAUGUACCGUGAUGCAGAAGAAAUACAGAGAGAGAGAGAAUUACUUUGCGGGAUGCGCUCUUCAGAAUAUAAACUAAGUGUUGCACCUGAAAUGGACAUCAUGGAGUAUUGUAGAAGAGAAUGGAGAGGAAAUACACCAGUGGCAAAAAGGAUGAGAAAGGGAUAUGAAGCAGUUGCUCAGAAGUUUGCGUCUAUUAGGAGAGUACGAGGUGAUAACUACUGUGCUUUCAGAGCAACUCUUUUCCAGGCACUAAGCCAAGCUACCCAGUUACCAAGCUGGCUGCAGAGUGAAGAUUUUACUAUGCUUCCUGAAAAUCUGCUGAGCAGGUAUGACUGGAUCAAGCAAUGGCAGCUAAAACAGAAACUGAGCAGAAGGAUGGGAGAAAUAAGUGAUGAAAUUAAAGACUAUUUAAUACUUCUAAGGAAAAAGUGGAAGAAUAUAAGUGAAAUCAAGGGUCCUAUUGAGAAACGAGAAGCUUGUGAUAAAUUGUUUAAAAAUGAAGAGGAAGAAUACAGUCUUUAUGAAGCACUGAAAUUUUUGAUGCUCAACACUGCCAUUGAAUUAUACAAUGAUGAUAAAAAUGGAAAGAGAGUUCCUGUCUUCUCAUGGUUACUGUUUGCACGGGAUACAUCUAGCAACCCUUGUCAGUUAAUGCAUAAUCACUUGAAUCAUAUUGGUCACAGUGGAGGCCUCGAACAAGUGGAAAUGUUUCUCCUUGCUUAUGCUCUGCAGUAUACCAUCCAAGUGUAUCGGCUGUAUAAAUAUAGUACUGAGGAAUUCAUUACACUUUAUCCCAAUGACCCAGAGGAGGACUGGCCUGUGGUGACUCUCAUAACUGAAGAUGAUAGGCAUUAUAAUAUUCCGGUCACAAUGUGCCAGGAGACUAUACUAUAAACACGUGAUAUUUUUGGCAGAUGCUGCUUGCCGAGUUUUCCAGUCCCAUUUUGAAAUGGGAUGACGAUGAAAUCUACAUUAUUAAAUCCACAACAACUUUAAAUCCAUGUUUCUAAUAGGUACUAGCUUAGAGUAAAAAUUUUGUAGGUAUGGCUUUUGUUGUCCAUAGAAGUAGGAAAUUCUGCAAUCCUUUUUUUGAAGGGCUUAUUCUGGAUAGGAAUGCAAACACUAUAGAUUACCUUGAUUUAAAAAGUUAGGUGAGGCUCUAUGGUCAGGCAUAAGCUGACUGCGUGCUCCCUGACUGAGGUAACAAUGAAUUGAAAUUUCUGGAAAAGAAAGCUGAUAGU
Melopsittacus undulatus (budgerigar) is the source of this 1862-nucleotide messenger RNA. RefSeq names its product OTU deubiquitinase with linear linkage specificity (gene OTULIN). The transcript has 8 exons. The record is from RefSeq and is a predicted model, not a curated record. Lineage: Eukaryota; Metazoa; Chordata; Aves; Psittaciformes; Psittaculidae. Bases 178 to 1515 code for a protein of 445 amino acids. Gene Ontology annotation, cellular component: cytoplasm. Gene Ontology annotation, molecular function: cysteine-type deubiquitinase activity. Gene Ontology annotation, biological process: regulation of tumor necrosis factor-mediated signaling pathway; protein linear deubiquitination; innate immune response.